AUCAAUUAAUUUGGCCUUGAGCAAAAACGAGCCUUGGCAAUCGGCAAUAGGGCGUACAUGUAUAAACGCAGAGAGUACGUCAAUAUUGCUGCUGUUCGUGCCGACACCGCCGAGGUCAUCUCCGCUACCAACACCAGCAACACCUUCCCUCUAUCUUCUUGAUAUUCUAUCUGUUGGGGUUAUCUAUUUCUCGACAAAUUAACCUUGCUCAUGGGGAUUGGAAUAACAGAAGAGGAAGAAGAACUAGAAGACGGGGACAAGGACGAGUAUAUACAAGAGUCUGACUCAUUCAUCCCUCCAGUGAAUUCGGCUUGUUUAACUUUGAAUCCAAGAAGAGAAAGAGAAGGAGCAAGAAUCUUCCUAAACACACUCACGCACUACAUAUUCACCACUUGAUCCGAUCCUCUUUUUGAAGAACUCGUUUCCGUUCUCUGGGCGCAAUUGACAUUGACGAUAACAUUCUAGUGGACGCGGGGCUGAAAAUAAAAAUGUCCUCCGACUGCCAAUAAGUACAUCCCGUUUCAAACACAAUAACAUACUGAAAUCAAGGAGAAAGUGGACGAGGGCCCACGUAUCAUGCACCAGGUCCAAUUCCAGACGCAACCGCCCAAUUUCCGUCCCAGUAAUAAUAAUCCAAGUGACGAUCUGAGGAGCAUCAAUCCGAAAGCUUGUUUGGAAGCAAUCGAGCUCAUCCCGGCUACUCCUCAGGAGACGUUUGAUCAGUCAGAGGACAAUCCGAACAUGGCCAAUCUAACCAAACACGGCAAGGGCGACGACAAUGGGUCGGAGACGGUCCCGUUCACGCCCAAUGCCUCCAAGCUACCCCAAAUUGUCAAGUCGCCGCUGAAUUCCCCCAAGGACCAAUCAGGUUUAGGGGCUAUUCCAGGCGGACCAAUGCAACAACAACAGCAACAACAAAAGCAACAACAACAAAAACAUCGGCAAGCCAAAAGAACCUCAACCGUUAGUCAUUAUUACCGGUCCACCUCGUGUUGGCCGCUCCUCUUUGAGCGCGCCAGUCCCAAUUGGUGGCAUCCCCAAUUCGAUUCACGGAUCCUUGAGGACCAAUACUGGACGUCGACCCUUCCCCGGACAACACGGCGCUUCCAAUUCGGCCUGACAUACCUGCUGGUCCUGUCCCUCCUUAUGGCUGUGUAUUUCCCUUGUAUGAGGACCAAACACUGGCCCACCUUCUUGGGUCUGAGUCUCGCCACUUGCUGUCUCGUAGUAUUCGUCCUAUUCCUGUCCACUUCACCCAUGUUUGCAAAACACACUUUCAAGAUCUCCAUAGCCCUGAGUUUCCUGGUGUGUGCCAUUUCCAUCUUGGCCACAACCAACGUGAAAAGUAGCAACUCGCCGGAGAAUGAUAUUUCUCCGGCCGGACUCUACGCCCUCUACUUAGCCAUAAUGCUCCUGUUGUACACAGCCGUACCAUUGCCAUUGUACGGGAUUGUCCUUAUCGGGGUCACCUACUCCGUUCUCUUUGAAACGUUCCUGUGUUACAAAUUACCCGAGAGGACGGCCUCUGAUGCAACGCUCGUGGUCAAUAUCCUCCUUCAUAUAUGCAUCCAUGUGAUAGGCACCCAUUCGCUAAUAACUAACCAGGUCCGAAUGAGGGACACGUUCAUGAAGGUAGGCCAAUCUCUCAUGGUCAAAAAGCAAUUGGUCACUGAGAAGGGACUCAAAGAGAAGAUGAUCCACUCGGUGAUGCCCCCUCAAGUUGCCGAUUGGCUCAUGCGUGAAGGCCACACUGAGGAUGUUGAUGACCUUGAGGAUGACCUGGACAUCUCGGAAAGCGGUUCCAUGGUUCGGAAGAUCUCGUCUCCCCGCUCGUCGAACCAGGGCGAUAUUCGGACCAUUUUUAGACCCUUCAACAUGAACGCCAUGGAAAACGUCAGUAUUCUCUUUGCUGAUAUUGUGGGCUUCACCAAGAUGAGCUCCAAUAAGACUGCCUCACAGCUCGUUGGUCUACUCAAUGACCUUUUUGGUCGGUUUGAUUUCCUUUGCAAUAAGUGCGGAUGCGAGAAAAUUUCCACCCUCGGAGACUGCUACUAUUGCGUAUCAGGCUGUCCUGAACCCAAGCCCAAUCAUGCCUUGAAUUGUGUGGAAAUGGGUUUGGCCAUGAUAUCGGCCAUCAAGGACUUUGAUGAGGAUUGUCACGAGUCCGUGAAUAUGCGGGUGGGCAUCCAUACGGGCACCGUCCUCUGUGGAAUCGUGGGCAAGCGACGUUUCAAAUUUGACGUGUGGUCUAAUGAUGUGAGUUUGGCCAACAAAAUGGAGUCCACGGGCAAGCCGGGCAUGGUUCACAUCUCGGAGAAAACCUACGAGUUCCUCAAAGAGGAAUACUUUGUUCAAGAAGGAGAACCCGUCAAAGAUAUGAAAACCUACUUUAUCACUGGCCGAGCGUCGCCCAAUUUCGUCCCUUUGGAUACACGAAUGGCUCGUAGGACCUCAAGCACCCCGGCUACCUUCCUCUUGCCAGCAAUAACGCAGACAGAUGCCACGGGAAAUGUUGUGACUCAAUCAAUGCCCUCCUUACCGGGUCAUGGUCCAGGGUCGGCCAAUUCCAACCGAUCCGGUCGUGGACUGGCCAGCAUCCCCUCGCUCUCGGGUACCGGUCAGCCUUCGGUCAAUUCUGGGCAUGCACCAAUCUCGGUGUCAGUAGACAAUGGUAAGAGCGUUUGGGAAGGCCACCGAUCCAGCCUCAAGCGUCUGAGCUUCAAAAGUGGUCGGAAAAUGCUUUCUCAAAUGACCACCAGCCGGUCUGCAGAUCAUGCCAACUCACCCAGAGUUAAUAGUCCUACCGUAACUAUAAAAGAACCGGCAGCUAUCGUCACUUAUGUGAGCUACUCCCCCAUUGGGAUCACCAAGACCACCGCCGUCACAACCACCAUGGCCAAUCAGCAUUUUGUCAAGAAUAAUAACUCUGGCUCGAAUGACAUUCCCGGAAACGGAACUGAAGCAUCCACUCCCGGCGCCCAGGCCAAUUCCGAGGGAUCCUUCGCUGAAAAUGGUCAGUAUCUUAAUCGCCGGAUAUCUCCGUUGACAAUUUCUCUCACAGAGCAGUUACAACCCUCCCCACUGUCAUCUUCUCCCCCGCAAAGUGCAGGGUUAUUGUCCUUUACCUCGCCCCUCUUGAGUGAAGGGUGGCCAAGCUCGUCCACACCCAAAAGUGCUGGGUGGCAGCCUGAAGAACCUCCUCAGUUCCCUCAUCCACUAGCCCUUCAAACCCGCCGUCGCUCACUUAGCGUUCCGGCAAUGGCUUUACGUUCAAGUAGUGUCCUGGCCAGCGCAACAGAUGGUCGAGAAUUACUUAGCAGCGCUGGAUUAUCCAUCCACGGUUCCUCAUCGGACAAUGAAGGUCAUUCAGGUUUGGGCCGGGAAGGGGGAUCCAAACUGCAUAGUGCGCAAAGCAUGGCCUCUCUCCGUCACCAAUCCGACCAAGCCAUGAUGUUGUGCGUUCGUGAGGAUGGAGGCCACCAUUCAUAUUUUUCCCGGCCUCCAUUGAAGUCAUUUUCGUUAUGUUUUGAAGACCCGCAUAUGGAGCGGGAUUACAGGCGCACGGCGUGGAAACCCAAUCGAUUCAUCCGCGACGGAGAGCACCGAACCCUGGCCUCGGCCACUUUCAACGCAUUCUUCGACAUUCUCGUCUCGGGGGUGCUCCUCUUAACGGUGGCCAUUGCAUGCUUCCUACAUUACCCAUUCAAUGUGAUCUGGCUCCUCUACUUCAUCGCAUCCGCCCUGUAUCACUUGGCCGUCGUCGUCAUGUGCUUUAAGCACCUCUGGCAUACAAGCAAACGAAGGACCACACUCAGUCGAAUCUACAGUUGGUGCCGAGGCUGGUAUGCGUCCCACGUGUUCGGACUCAUUCUCCUGGCUCUUCCAAUUUUGUCAGUGUUUGCGAAUUUUAAUUGCUCGUUUUUAGAUGGGAAGGGUGAGAGGGAGCUCUAUCUGCAGCUUUUCUUCUUCGGAGUGAUUCAUUUCAGCAAUUUAACCGCAUUGAACAAUUGGGUGAAGAGCUCCUUGGCUUCCCUUCUGGCAUUACUCUUUAUCCUGCUCUCCUCACCCUUAGUCUGCCCUUGUGAGAAUCCGGGCAAUAGGGCAGCUUCCGUCAACCUGGAGAACUCAACUACGUCUUUUGUGGUGACUGACGGGUUCCAACUAAUCAAAUGUGACCAUCUUCACUCUACCCUAUUCAUGGAGACCAUUGUCUGUCUGAUCUAUCUGAUAGCCUUAGUUUGGCUUCUCAAUCGUGAAUUUGAGAUCAGCUACCGCUUGAGCUUCCAUUGCUCGUUACUCUCGGCCAAAGAUCGCAAGGCCAUUCAAAAUCUCAAGAACCAAGCAGAUUGGCUUCUGCAUAACAUCAUCCCCAAGUAUGUGUCAGAUCAAUUAAAGAAAACCAUGCAAGAGUACUCUGAGAACCACUUGGAUAUUGGAGUGAUCUUUGCGAGCUUGGUCAAUUUCAACGAGCUCUAUGACGAAUCUUACAUGGGUGGCAAGGAGUAUCUACGGGUCCUCAACGAGCUCAUCAGUGAUUUUGACGAGAUCCUAGACAGACAUGAGUUCAGAAAUGUGGAGAAGAUCAAAACGAUCGGAUCAACGUUCAUGGCUGCUUCUGGAGUGAACCCGUACAUCCGCAAGGAGAAUACUCACAAUUACCAACACUUGCAUGAGCUUAUGGAAUUCGUGUUGGAAUUGCAAAACUCGGUGAAUGAGUUCAACCAAUCCCUCAUUGAGUUCGAUCUCAUUCUUCGGAUUGGAUUCAAUUUUGGAGACAUCACGGCCGGAGUCAUUGGUACCACCAAAUUGUACUAUGACAUUUGGGGCGAUGCCGUGAAUAUUGCCUCCCGGAUGGAGAGCACUGGUGUUGAAGGUCGUAUUCAAGUCUCUGAGAAAAGCAUGGAGAUCCUCAAGGAAUGGUACGACUUUGAAAAGCGGGGGUCCAUCUUCGUUAAAGGCAAGGAUAAUAUGACUACGUAUCUCUUGAUUGGUCGGAAGCCGAAUUAAGCAAACUCAAGAAUCCUGACCAUUACUGCAGGAACCUGCGCAGCCGAUCAACUCAAUGCAUAAUAGUAGGAAUGAUUAAGCCUAUUGUUAUGAGCAAUUUUGUCUGGAGAGGUAACUCCAUCUGUGACGGCAUUCCCUGUUGGAUCAUCAUUUCCUUUCCCUUCGAAAGAAAGCUACAUUGGAGACAUCAAAAAAGUUUGGACUUUUGUAUGGUUGUCAUUGUUUGUGGAAAAUAUGCCAAUCAUCGUCACCGUUUAUGGCCACUUGUAUGCCUGUCUACCCAUGUGAAUUGCUAUCGUCGUCACUAUCAUCAUCAUCAUCCCUUGUACCUGUUUACAAAAUUGAGCAAACAAACAAGCAAAAGGAACCAAAUCUUGUCAUAAUAACAAUAAUAAAGAUAAUAAUAAUGAUCUGCAUCCAAUACAUGGUCAAAUGCAAACAAUAAACGGACUGGCAAAAAUGGA
Tigriopus californicus is the source of this 5471-nucleotide messenger RNA. RefSeq names its product adenylate cyclase type 9-like (gene Ac13E). Gene Ontology annotation, molecular function: adenylate cyclase activity. Gene Ontology annotation, biological process: intracellular signal transduction; cyclic nucleotide biosynthetic process; adenylate cyclase-activating G protein-coupled receptor signaling pathway. The record is from RefSeq and is a predicted model, not a curated record. NCBI's taxonomy places the organism in Eukaryota, Metazoa, Arthropoda, Copepoda, Harpacticoida, Harpacticidae. Bases 577 to 5007 code for a protein of 1476 amino acids. The transcript has 10 exons.